Molecule: messenger RNA, 1771 nt
Organism: Nicrophorus vespilloides
Lineage: Eukaryota; Metazoa; Arthropoda; Insecta; Coleoptera; Silphidae
Gene: 14-3-3zeta
Product: 14-3-3 protein zeta
Exons: 6
Coding region: 220-966 (248 amino acids)
Biological process (GO): signal transduction
Cellular component (GO): cytoplasm
Source: RefSeq, a predicted model, not a curated record
GGUGUGGCUGUGACCGCCGCCAUAUUGCGUCGGUCUUCCUCUUCUAGCGCACAUUUGUAGUCACCACCACGAUCAUACGCGCCGGUUGACACGGUUGGUCGAAGAACGCGCAGGGGUGGUACAGUGUCUCUCUAUCCCUCUUGGUGGAACGGCCAACCCUUGCUCCUAUUUUUACUCAUUUGGGGUUCAAGGGCUAGACUUUAAGCAAAUACAAACGAGAUGUCUCAAUUAGACAAAGAUGAACUGGUGCAGCGCGCCAAGUUGGCCGAGCAGGCCGAAAGAUACGAUGACAUGGCUUCGGCCAUGAAGUCUGUCACCGAAACGGGUGUGGAACUAAGCAACGAGGAGAGGAACCUCCUGUCCGUCGCAUACAAGAAUGUUGUUGGAGCCAGGAGAUCCUCCUGGAGGGUCAUCUCUUCAAUCGAACAAAAGACUGAAGGUUCUGAGCGCAAGCAGCAGAUGGCCAAAGAAUACAGGGAGAAAGUGGAGAAAGAACUCAGAGAAAUUUGCUAUGAUGUUUUGGGUCUCCUUGACCAAUACCUCAUCCCAAAAGCUAGCAAUGCUGAAUCCAAAGUAUUCUAUCUUAAAAUGAAGGGAGAUUACUACAGAUAUCUUGCUGAGGUUGCUACAGGAGAUACCAGAAAUACCGUAGUGGAUGACUCACAGAAGGCUUACCAAGAUGCCUUUGAAAUAUCAAAAGCCAAGAUGACUCCUACGCAUCCAAUCAGACUGGGACUUGCACUGAACUUCUCAGUUUUCUACUAUGAGAUCCUAAACUCACCCGAUAAGGCUUGUCAACUAGCCAAGCAGGCGUUCGAUGACGCAAUAGCGGAAUUGGAUACAUUGAAUGAAGAUUCAUACAAAGACAGUACCCUCAUCAUGCAACUCCUUCGGGACAACCUUACCCUCUGGACCAGCGACACACAGGGAGAAGCAGAGGAGCCUCAAGAGGCGGGUGAUAAUUGAAGUGUGGCGUCCGUUUUUAAAAUUUAAUCGUUAAUAAUGAAAAUUUCAUGUAAGUUAACGUAUUCGUGGAACUUGGUUGUGAAGUUUCACAUGAAACUUUUGAUAUUUAAGUAACAAUGUUUUUAGUGAAAUAUGUAAAAUGUUAAUUUAUGUUUCACUUCACACAACAAGUAUAACAUAUUGACUAAUGUAUGUUGAUUUGCCGGCGAUAGUAAACGUUGUGUGAUCGGAGGUCAAUCCGCCUUGAUUUUGUCGUACUCAGGGUGAAUACUCCUAAAAUUUCAAAAAAAAUAUAUAUUCAUGGGGGCAUCGCCCAGAGUCCGCCGUCUCUUUAUAAUUAUUUUUUUUUUGUUUUUUUUGUAACUCACUUUAAAUAAUUUAUUUUUGAUUUUAAUUUCAGUUUAAUUUUACGUUCUAACUUGUUAUUACUAUUAAAUGAUUAUUUAACACUGUUUUAUUACUUGUAAUUGGUCCACUUUGUUAAAGGUUCCUUUAUAUGAGUUUCUUUUUAUUUUUUAUCAAUUUUUCCUUAUUUUCUAUUCAUUUAUUCUUUUUACAUUUAUUUUGCAUAUAUACUUAUUUAUAAUAUAUAUUUUUUCUUCCCAGAUUCAACUGAAAUCGCCUGAAUAUUAUCCCCCUUGAUCCUUCACUCAAUUAAUUUGCACUUUGCUGCAUGGGUCUCUGCUCCUUGCUCCUUCGGCCCCCUACCCCUCCCCUUGUUUACCGUCAACACUCACUUUGGAUGUGCUAUAUAUAUAUAUAUUAAAUGUAUGAAUAUGUAUUAAAUAAACUGCUAUCAGCUCUA